AUGGAGAAAGAGCUGCAUUUGCUUUGAAGAAGUUUCUUCCAUGAAGACACCAUCGAUUUAACCAGUAGGUUUUCUCGUCAUUGAAUUUACAACAAAUAUUUCUGAAAAAAAAAGAAUUUACAACAAAUAUUUUGACUCUGCUUAAGAAGUUGGAAGAAGCAUCCCUAUUCCAGUACUCCCAGUGGAGGAAAGGUAAAGUUAAUUUCAAUGGCGUGUCAAGACUUUGGAGUCAAUCUUGGUGCUGGAGUUGUGGCAAAUUUGGCGACGACAGUAGUGCGACAAGCUCGCUACUGUUAUAAAUUCAACAAGAUUGUUGAAGAUCUGGAAGGUGAGCAAAACAAUUUAAGAUCAACAAAAGAAAGCAUGCAAGUCCAAGUUAGAAAAGCCAGAGCAAACACCCAUGAGCCUACGGAGGUCACUCAGGAGAAGUUGAAGAAAGUAGAAGAUCUCUUAGAAGAAGCAAAGAAGUUGAAAGGGAAAGCAGAAGCAAGCAAGAGCUGUUGUAAUGCCGUUUUGCCUAAUUGGAUAUGUCGAUAUAUUGUUGGCAAGAAAGUAGCGGGAGUGGCUGAAGAAAUGAAGCAGCUCAAUGAAAACUUGGGACAAAUGCUAUUGCCAGUACAUCGUGAAUCUCUUCGUCCCAUGCGUGCGUCGGAAGAAUUAAUUUUUGUAAGCAGAGAAGAGGUUCUCCAGAAACUCUUAAUGGCAUUGAAAGAUGAUGAGAAGACAAAGAUUGGGCUUUAUGGAAUGGGUGGUUGUGGUAAGACGUUCUUGUUAAAUGAAGUGCAAAAGUCAGUUAAGGACUUAGAGCUGUUUGACAAAAUUGUCUUCGUCAGAGUGUCUAAACGUCAAAAGACAGCUAUUCAACAAGACAUCGCAAGCUGGUUAGGAUUGAUUUUUGAGACAGAGAUAGGUGAAGACACUAGAGCUAAUAGACUGUCCAUGGGAUUUACAGAAGAUAAUAAGUAUCUCAUAAUCCUUGAUGAUGUGUGGGAAGUCCUUCAAUGUGAUAAAAUAGGGAUUCCUCUUGGCGAAAAUUGCAAAGUUCUUCUAAGCACUCGAGGACAAAAUUUAUGUACCAUGAUGAAUUGCCAAGAAGCGAUUCAUCUAUCACUUUUGACAAAAGAAGAAGCUUGGGAUUUAUUCCAAAGACACGCUGGUGAAAUAGCAGAUAGUGAUGUGGCACAAGAGAUCGCGGAUAUGUGUCAUAGAUUACCUAUUGCAAUUAAAGUUGUGGCUAGUAUUUUGAAGGAUCAACCUCUGAAUGUAUGGAAAGAUACAUUAGCAACCUUGAAAGAUCACAGACAACCUCUAUGCAUUGAAGAUGGAUUGGAAGAUUUUUAUAAAUGUUUAGAAUUAAGUGUCAAUCAUUUGAAGGAUCAGGAGAAAUCCCUUUUAUUAUUAUGUGCUUUCCUAGCCAAAGAUUCAAAAAUUUCUCUUGAAGAUUUGAUCAAAUUUGCAUUUGGACUGGACAUAUUUGAUGAUGUUGACUCUUAUAGCAGAGCUAGAGAAAAAGUGGAUAUAGCCAUUGAUAAAAUCAAAAAACGCAGUUCGCUGUUACAAGUUGAAGGACAAAUUGUUGAAAUGCAUGACUUGGUACGUGAUGUAGCCUUAUUGGUAGCAGAUAAAAAAACUCGUGUGAUUACUGGGCCUGGACAUAAUCUAAUGGCCUUCAUAGAAAAGGAUGAUUGGGAAGACACAAGAAGAUUGUCUUGUCGUGAUGUUAAUGAAUUCCCAAAUCAGCUAAACUGUCCAAAUCUUGAGAUCCUAUUCAUCUCUGCUGGUGGUGGAUGCUACUCAGAACUCCCAACUACAUUCUUCAAGGAGACGAUAAAGCUCAAGGUACUGGUCAUAGUAAAUACAUUUAUAUGGAGAAGCCCAAAUCUAUUGUUGCCCCAAUCAGUUGAUGAGCUAAGAAAACUUCGGACUCUCUGCUUGAGAGGAUGGAAAUUAAACAACAUAUCUAUUUUGGGAAAAUUGAACAUGCUUGACACUGUUCAACUAUUAAACUGUGUGGUGCAAGAGUUACCUAACGAAUUAGCUGGAUUGAGGAAGUUAAAAUUUUUGGAAGUAUCAGGGAGCAGAAUAGGAGGCAAUCCUUUUGAAGUGCUAGCAAGAUGUUGUCAUUUGGAGGAGCUGUAUUUCAUUGAAAAUAAUGUUUCUGAAAUGGUUUCAAAUGAUCAAAUUGUCGUUGAAUUGUUUCACCAAAUUGGCCACUCUAAGAACUUGAAAAGGUAUCAUCUAGAAAUUGGAAGGUGCAUUGAUACUUUGAAGGAUGAUUCAACAUCAAAAUUCAUAUAUAUCAAUGAUUUUAAUGUCUCUAGUGCAAAUGUUGAAGCAAUCCAGAAUUUGGCACAAAAACUGGAGGUACUUUUCUUGGAAAAGAUUAGAGGAGAUUAUAAAAGCCUCAUUCCUGAGGUGAUUCCAUUGGAAGGAGAAUGCAAGAUUGAGCUAACUGAAAUUCUACUAUUUGAUUUUAACAUAGAAUGCUUGAUCGACACUACAAAUCAACUAUAUGAAGAAAGCAUCUUGUUCCCCAAGUUGAUGAAACUCAAACUUGAAGCCAUGAACAGCUUGGAAGCCUUGUGUCGUGGUCCAACUCCUCCUGGCCUUUUUAAGAAUUUAAAGGAGCUAAUCAUAAUACAAUGUGGCCGAUUGGUAUCUAUAGGGCAGCUAAAAUUAUUUCAGCUCAAAGCCAUACAAUUGGAAGAUUGUCCAGAGUUGAUAUUUCUCUUCACAACUGCUACUGCUCAAAAAAUGGAAAUGUUAGAAGUGUUAAAAGUAAAAGAAUGUGAUAAAUUGAAGCAUAUAAUAGAAGAUGGGAGAGAAGAUGACAUCGUUUCAACAAUAGAGCCUGUGUUCCCAAAAAUAAAACAAGUCUGUAUCAACGGAUGUGAACAUCUAGAAUGCAUACUACCAGCACUGUUUGCUAGUCGCCUUGCACAGUUGGAGAGUCUCGAAAUAGAAGAAGCUCGUGAGUUAAAAUAUGUAUUUGGCAAAUGCAAUCAUGAAUGUCAACAUCAAAGACAGAGCAUUGAACUCCCUCAUCUGAGAGUAAUGAAGCUCAUUCACUUGCCAAAUAUUACUAGUAUUUGCCCACAAGAUUAUGAUGUAACAUGCCCAUCCUUGGAUAAACAACAUGUAAUGGGUUGUCCGCGAUGGCGUGGAAUGUCUGAAGCGAGACAGCAAGGCGAUGGCAAAGCUACAAAGCAGGAUGAGUCGCUUUUAGUGCUGGGUGAUGAGGACUUGGGAACCAAUGUUCAGGAUGGUGUUGAGAAAAAUUUCAUCUUGGAAGCCUUUCAAUGUUUUUUUCGAUUCAACACUUUGUUACAAAUCUCAGAAGAGAGAAGGACGUGUUAAGCUCAAAAAUAAGAUUGAAGGAAUUCUCCAGUGCUUACAUGGUUGAGCCUUCGAGAGACUUUCUGAA
This is a messenger RNA of Prosopis cineraria, 3424 nucleotides long. RefSeq names its product probable disease resistance protein At4g27220. Gene Ontology annotation, molecular function: ADP binding. The transcript has 5 exons. Bases 208 to 3357 code for a protein of 1049 amino acids. Lineage: Eukaryota; Viridiplantae; Streptophyta; Magnoliopsida; Fabales; Fabaceae. The record is from RefSeq and is a predicted model, not a curated record.